AUGGCAUUGAAGCAAGCUUUACAAGCAUCUAUGGCAUCAUCCAAAGUUGUUAAUUCGAAAACCCUUCUCACAAAUUGUAUCUACCUCGAGGAUUCAGUGAUAGAAUUGUUCGGAAUAACGAUUUAUGGUACACCAUGGCAACCACGUGUUGACAACUGGGCUUUCAACUUGUCGAGAGGACAACCCCUACUUGACAAGUGGAACAACAUUCCAGCCGGAGUUGACGUCCUCCUUACUCAUACACCCCCUCUCGGUCACGGUGAUAUGAUGUGUGACGGCCAACGAAUGGGUUGCGUAGAGUUGUUGAAUUCGGUUACUAAACGGAUUAAACCCAAAUAUCACGUCUUCUCACAUAUCCAUGAAGGUUAG
This is a messenger RNA of Haemonchus placei, 369 nucleotides long. Lineage: Eukaryota; Metazoa; Nematoda; Chromadorea; Rhabditida; Trichostrongylidae. The record is from the annotation of a GenBank genome assembly.